This is a messenger RNA of Elaeis guineensis (African oil palm), 1648 nucleotides long. The record is from RefSeq and is a predicted model, not a curated record. NCBI's taxonomy places the organism in Eukaryota, Viridiplantae, Streptophyta, Magnoliopsida, Arecales, Arecaceae.
UUCACGCCACCUUUGCCAGCCCAAUUCACGCUUGAUUAUCUUUUCCUCUUCGAAAAGCUGCUCCACAAUUACCUUCUCUUCUUCCACCUCUUUCCCAUCCUUUCUCCUUCCCCACCCUGCAACAAAGAAAGCUGAGGGGAAGAAGACAUGACCCAGCUGUGCAUCUCUGACACCCAUCUCCUCCUGGGCCUCCUCUUCUAUGACUUGCUAUCCUUGUGCUCCUUCUUAGCCUCCCACCCCCUCCACUUGGCCUACUUCCUCUUCUUCUUCCCUUACCUUGUUCAACUUCUCUCAUUCUUCUCUCCUCUCCUCCUUUCCACCUCCCUCCUCCUCCUUGUCUUCCUCACCAUAUCCCCUCAGCUAGAUGAUCCUCCUCGCGCACAGCCCGGAUCACUCGGAGACACGUGCUCCGUUGUCCUCAACCUUUUCAAGGCUAAGCUUGGAGGCUAUGACUCUGUUGGGCUACUGGAGCAACUGGCCUCGAUGGUUCUCACACCAAUUGACGAUGCAAGGCCAUACUUCCAAGAGCCUGUCAUGCCGGCAUUGGUUGGUAAAGAGGUGUUUGAGCUGGAAUUUGGAACCAUGGGUGACUUCUACAAUCAUUCUAGUGUAAGCUGUGUGGUAGAAGAGAGCCAAAGUAAGCCUGGACUAGAGAAUUCUCAAAAGAGUGAACCUUUGGCUUCCAAUUAUGGAAUUGGAGAUGACACCUUUGAUAGUGAAUUAGGAGAGAGCCAUCUUAUGGAUGCUUUGGAGGAUCCUAAAGAAAAUGACCUUUUGGUACCCCAUUUUGAUGGGGCACAAUUAACUAACAAAGUUGCAGAAGAUUCGUCGACGGCUUUUGUGCUCGGAAACUCAUGCAGGAUACCUGAACCGGCUGCUGACAGUGUAGGAGGAGAACUUACGAGAUCUACUUCAAGAAGAAGAAAUCAGAGUACACAUAGAGGUUCAGAUGGCCUUCAAAGAGAUAAUUCUAUGAGAAAGGAAAAGGAGUGGAAGAGGACAUUAGCUUGCAAGCUUUACGAGGAGCGUAUGACAUAUAAGCUAUGCGAGGAGCGAACGAUCGUUGAAGGAGGUGAAGAGAUGGAUUUGCUUUGGGAGGCUUAUGAGGUUAAUGCUACCAAGGAUGAUAAGUUGAGAAAUGGAAAAGAAGGAAAGAAAGAUGAGCAAGAAGAUGAAGAAGAGGAAGAUGAAGGGACGGUUGGGAAAUUAUGUUGCUUACGAGCAUUGAGACUAUCAGCAGGAAAGAUGAAUUUGGGAGUUGGGAGGCCUAAUUUAGUGAAGAUAUCCAAGGUCUUGAAAAGGAUAUCAAUUUUUCAUCACGUUGGCAGGCAUAGUAGCAGCAAGGGAUGAAGUUGAGCUUCCUAGAGUGCAGAAGCUUACAUGAUCAGGUAUUAGGAAAAUAAUAAGCUUGAUAUAUGAUCGCCAUAUCUUUAGAUGCACCUCCAUUUUUUUUUUUAAUGUUAUUAAGGGACCAUGUCCAUAGCUUAUAGCAUCCUAGAAUUUGUUAUCUAGAUGGAUAUAUUUCCUACUAUUCGCUUCUAAUUCUUCUCUUUUUUCACUUUGAUCUUUGAAAUGGCCUACUGGCUUCUCUCUGAUCAUUUUUUUUGUAAAUACGUUUUUGCAAAGAACAAUUGGCUCAUUUUGAUCC